AUGUCCGAGGAGAACCCCCGAGAGUGCGCGGAGCCUGUGGAGCCUGCGGCCCAGGCACCCCUGGAGAAAACCAGCGACUACUACCACGUAAAGGAGGACCUGCCGGUCAGGUUCAACAACCCGGCGUGGUUCCGUGGCUACAGGACCAAGGAACCCGCCUCGGUGUACAGGACCAGUAACCAAACUUACGGGAGCAGAGCCCCCACUGUGCAUGAGAUGCCGAAAGUAUUCUAUGCAAAUUCAAAUCAAUUUUCCAGACAACUAGCAGCUGCUGGAAUGUUCCAGAACAAUUCUUUCAACGUCUGCAUGGAGAAGAGCAUCGUGACGGGUGCUGACAACUAUAUCACCUCAUACGACCGGCUGAACUUCCACCCCAGCUACAACGUCAGCAGGCCAUCCAUCUGCAACGAUUGAAGUGCUGGUGAACCUCCCCUCCAGCCAGGGCUCCCCGGCUCCAGUGGAAGCGACCUGGAGAAUUGUCACCCCCCCACCUUUGAUAACUUGCCCAAUGGUGAAAGUACUAAAUUCACUGCUUUCCCUCAAAAUAUGUUUCCUCUCUAGAUUAGAAAAACAGGGUUGUGAUGUCCUACUUUCCCAUCUUACAUCUGAGAUGGAGCGGAUGCUACCCUGACUUUGUAUUAAAAUGUUGCCACAUCCUG
Miniopterus natalensis is the source of this 659-nucleotide messenger RNA. It is a transcript of the gene PIERCE1, whose product is annotated as piercer of microtubule wall 1. The record is from RefSeq and is a predicted model, not a curated record. Gene Ontology annotation, biological process: axoneme assembly. Gene Ontology annotation, cellular component: axonemal microtubule. Lineage: Eukaryota; Metazoa; Chordata; Mammalia; Chiroptera; Miniopteridae.